Molecule: messenger RNA, 3492 nt
Organism: Oryzias melastigma (Indian medaka)
Lineage: Eukaryota; Metazoa; Chordata; Actinopteri; Beloniformes; Adrianichthyidae
Gene: ryk
Product: receptor like tyrosine kinase
Exons: 16
Coding region: 396-2333 (645 amino acids)
Biological process (GO): multicellular organism development; protein phosphorylation; axonogenesis
Cellular component (GO): signaling receptor complex
Molecular function (GO): protein kinase activity; ATP binding
Source: RefSeq, a predicted model, not a curated record
GGAGCUGAGCUGCCCCAGCCACCCCCCUCCCCGCCUGCCCGCCCGCCUUCUUGCCCCGAAUGAAAAGCAGGGGAUUCGGGGAAUAGCGACGGGAAGACGGACCGCGGAGGGAGAACGCCUCAUGGAUUAGCCUGCCCUCCGCCUCGGGGUGCUUUCCCCCGCUCGGUUUCGUUUCUGCCCGCAUAAAUCAGUGCGUCUCACUGUGUCCGGGGCCGGUCUGAUUCAGGGAUCAAACUCCGCUGCGGUCGGUUAGCACAACUCCACCAAAGUUAGCCCGCUCCGGCUACUUUAGCCCUUCAAGCUAACCAUUACAGACUCAAACACCGCGGAGGGAACCGGAGUUACGGCGUAAAGUUCCGAGUUAUGUCGCAUCACGAGAUUAACUUCACCGACGGAUGAUCCUGAAGUGGGCCGCGGGUGCUACCGGAGCGAGCCGGACUACCGACGCUAUGCUGGGCUCGACUCUUCGCAGCCCGUCUGGGCGCAGAGGUUGGCCGCUCUCGGGGCUGUGGAGGCCGGGGGGCUUCUCCUUCUUCCUGCUGCUGCUGCUGGAGGGCGCGGGCUGCCUGGCCAACCCGGGCGGGCCCCCGGGCGUCUAUUACGGCAACAAGCCUUUGGUCAACAUCUACAUGAGCGUGGAGGAGGUGAAGAAACUCCUGGGUCUGGAUGCAGAGCUCUACUAUGUACGGGACGAUGUAGUGAACCAUUAUGCGCUCUCUUUCAACAUGCCAGUUCCCACCGAGACCAACAGCCUUUUCUUCACAUGGUAUUCCAAGACCAAGGUCGACUAUCGCCUGGAGUUCCAUGUUGAGAACCCUGUAGCCCUCAUCCAGCCAAGAUGCAACAUCAGUGUUCAGGGGGAGCUGCCCCGUCUUCCCUCUGUUUUCAAAGUGGACGUUGUCUGUUCGGGCAGAGUGGAUGAAGAGGCCUUCCUAACAAUGCAGCUCAAUCUCACCAACCAUGCCAACAAUUAUACAGUGCUCAACUUCAAGAGGAGGAAAAUGUGCUAUAAAAGAAUAGGCUCGGACCCCGGCGUUCCCAUUCCCCUCAACAACAACACCGUUCCACCAUUUGACAUAAAGGGUGUUGCCCCGCCCACCACCUCCACCCAGGUGUUUUACAUAAGUGUUAGUGUCUGCUGCAUUGUCAUCUUCCUGGUGGCCAUCAUCCUGGCCAUCCUUCACCUGCACAGCAUGAAGCGAGUGGAGAUGGAGGACAGUGUGAGUGACAGUGGAAGCUCGCAGGGCCUGUCGCAGCCGUCCACCCAGACCACCCAGUACCUGAGGGCCGACACGCCAAACAACGCAGCGCCGGUCUCCAACCCUGGUUCUGCACCCAUACUCCAGCUUGCUGCCUCCUCCUUCCAAAGCCCUGGUGCCCCCCCUCAUGAAAACAGAAGCUACCCGUCUCUGCGGAUAGAGAAGAACGACCUGAGAAGUGUGACUCUCAUGGAGGCCAAGGCUAAAGUGAAAGACAUUGCUCUGUCGAGGGAGAGAGUCACGCUGAAAGACGUCUUACAUGAAGGCACAUUUGGACGCAUCUUCCACGGCGUGCUGCUGGAUGAAAAGGACCCCACCAAGGAAAAGGAAGUCUUUGUGAAAACGGUCAAAGAUCACGCCUCGGAGGUGCAGGUGACCAUGAUGCUGACUGAAAGCUGCAAACUGAGGGGACUUCAUCACAGGAACCUGCUGCCCAUCAGCCACGUGUGCAUCGAGGACGGGGAGAAGCCCAUGGUGCUGCUGCCUUUCAUGCCGUGGGGAAAUCUCAAGCUCUUCCUGCGGCAGUGCAAGCUGGCCGAGGCCAACAACCCUCAGGCGAUCUCUCAACAGGACUUGGUCUACAUGGCCAUCCAGAUUGCGUGUGGAAUGAGCUACCUUGCGCGCAGGGAGGUCAUACACAAAGACCUGGCUGCCAGGAACUGCGUCAUCGACGACAGCAUGCAGGUGAAGAUCACAGAUAACGCCCUCGCCCGAGAUCUAUUUCCUAUGGAUUACCACUGUCUGGGGGAUAAUGAGAACCGACCUGUCCGUUGGAUGGCUCUGGAAAGCUUGCUCAACAAUGAUUUCUCCAGUGCCAGUGAUGUGUGGGCUUUUGGAGUGACGCUGUGGGAACUCAUGACUCUGGGCCAGACCCCCUACGUGGACAUCGAUCCUUUUGAGAUGUCUGCCUACCUGAAGGACGGCUACAGGAUAGCUCAACCCAUCAACUGUCCGGAUGAGCUGUUUGCAGUGAUGGCUUGCUGCUGGGCUCUGGACCCUGAAGAGAGGCCCAAGUUUCAGCAGCUGGUUCAGUGUCUGACCGAGUUCCACGCGGCGCUGGGGGCCUACGUGUGAAGACCGGGCAGCUGGAGGACACUCCAUGUAAAACUGUGCCUUAUGUGUGGCAGGAGCUCACUUUACCCUGAUGGUUUUAUCUUGUACAGGUCUCACCGACUUCUUAUAGCCAAACAGACUUUUUUAGAGAAUGAAAAUGACUUGUUCGUUGAAGCUGACUCCAAAGCGCCCCCCCACAGAGGAACACAGACAGAUGCCUGCAGACGGUUUUGGGCCACAGAGAUGUUUAGUAAGAAAUCCCAGGGCUGUCUCCAGCUCCAGCACGGUCUCACACGUCCGGCGUGGAUUUGCUUCAGAUGCUUCCAGCAGAACAUCCGGGUUUCAAACUGGACCUGAACCGGUUUGGCAUGAGACCAAGCCAGCAAGGCCAAAUGGGCAGAAAAUGUGGACCUGAUUGGGUUUGUCCACAUUGGUUUAAUUGGGAACUCAGUGGGUUAGCUCGGUACACUGGCCAGCCUGUGGACGAUGUAGCAUGCUAGCAAGCUCCGCUGUCGUGAGCUAGCGAGCUCUGUUGUAUCAGGCAAGCGAGCUCCAUUGUAUUAAGCUAGUGAGUUCCAUGUGGCGAGCUAGCGAGCUCCGCUAUAGCAAGCUAGCAAGCUCCGCUGUGGCGAGCUAGUGUGCUCUGCUGUGGCGAGCUAGUGUGCUCUGCUGUGGCGAGCUAGUGUGCUCUGCUGUGGCGAGCUAGUGUGCUCCGCUGUGGCGAGCUAGCGAGUUCCGCUGUAGUGAGCACCGCUGUCCACCAGGAGGCUGGCUAGCAUAGCGAGCUAACCCACUGAGGGUCCACUUGAGCUAAUGUGGACAAACACAGGGGAUCCACCACAGAAAUGUGCUGGCUGCGUGGCAGCUCAGAACAGACCUUGAAGUGAGGUCCGAUGGUACCGAGCUUUCCUCCAGAGCUCCAGUUUUAAUCUGCUGUGUCAGCACGCAUCAGCCAGCUUUUUUGGGGCCUCUUGUCCUGAAGCUCCUCCGUCUUCGUGCUCGUUCUGUUGAAAGACGGCUGGUGUAUUGAUCACUGUGAACACACUGCCUUCCAGCUGCUCCGGCGGUUCUCUCACCUGUUGCGUCUUCGCCAUGUGUUUUAUGGUCACUGCAUGUUGAAAUGGCUGUAAACUGUUUCCUGUUGUCAUAUCCACAAAAUAAAGACGGUAUUUUAAAUACA